GAGGAGCUACCCUACGUCACGACGGGGUGCCGCUUUAAAGCGGUCCCACCCUCCGGUCCAGCACACAGGCUGGAGUCCAGGCGGGAGUCGCCUGACAGCCGCCGACACGCCGCCGACACGCCGCUCAACUCUGAAGGAGGGCCUCCGCCGCCGGUUCCCUGUCAGCCACUGGUGGAGACAUUGUGUGUGUGGAGACUUGUUGGUACACAAGGAGCGAGCAGACCAUCUCCACACAUCAACAGUCGUACAGAGCAAAUACUUAAACAUGAAGCUCUUCCAAUACAGCCUCUGUAAUAUCAUAGUGUGAGAAGUCCACCCAGUGACUGGUGGGAGGAGACAAACACUGAGAAUUACAUCAUGUGGCAACAGAAGAAAUGUUUGUGGAGUGUCCGAGAAGAUCAUCCUGUUUUGGUUGAGCCUGUGAGAACGGGGAAACUUCCACAGCCAGUCUCUGCUUCUACAUUUGUUUGAGUUCAAUCAGACUCGGUAAUAGAAGAGUUCCUUCAAAACCACCAUCUUCUUCCCCAUCAGAACAAUCGUAUUUUAUAAUUUAAUAGAACUAAUAAAGAUUAAGACUUUUCCAUUUGUUUUUGUUUUUUAAAGCAUUAAGUUGAUUUUGAAGAUACGUUCAGAUACAUUGAAGAUACAGCCCUGUGUCAGUGGAGAUUUUAGUUUUUUUGCUAGCCCCUCUGCCUCCACAGGGAUAUAUAUAUAUAGCAUGCAGAGCAGUGCGUGACAGAGAUUAAGGACUUCACCCCUGGCUCAAGAACACUACAGCUGAAGAGACUGUGUUGGUGACCGAACUGAACCCUACACCCUUCCAGUUACAGGGUUCCACCUGUUUACGUCGUUGUCUGUCUUCUGCGACACAAAGACCAUGCUGUACUUAAAGAAAUACUUCACAGAGGGCCUCAUCCAGGUGGCCAUCCUUCUGAGUCUCUGUGGAGUGAUGGUCGACGUGGGCCUGGAGCCCUACCUGCCUCUCUCCUGGCAUGAGAUGAUCCUGGGUCCAACCUCAGCACUGACGCAGACGCAGUUCCACAACCUGCGCAACCGCCUGGAGGUUGGCCAAGGCUUGCCCCCCAAGAAUGUGGACCUGGACGGCUUUUUCACGACACGAAGGCUGCUGGGCUGGGUCCGCUCUCUGGACAGACUACAGAUUCCUCAUGCUGAGCUGGAGACAUGGCUGGUCCAGAGGGGGCCAGAUCCUCUCCCCAUGGAAUGUCCAGACCAGCCCUACCUGCUGGAGAGAGCUCUUGCAGGGAUGGAAAGAGAUCAAAAUGGUCUGACUAUGGAGCCCAGACCUGGACUUGGUGCCUUGCAGGAAGAAGUGGAGGUAGAUGAAAAAGAGGAAGGAACACCUCAUGGACUUCACCACAGUGGUGCUCUUGAUGAGGGAGGAGAGGGAGAGGAGGAUGAAGAGGAAGACAUGGCCCCGAUGCAUAGGCAUUACAGGAGGACAGUUGGAGGAGGAAGACCAGAAGGUUCUUACAGAGAGUUGGCUCAGGAUGAAGUAGAACAGACUUCUUCCUCCCUUCAGGAGUGUUUGAGGCUCUUGGAGGCAAACUUUCCCUUCCCAGAGGAACAACAGUCAAGCUAUGUUGACGGUAGAACGGGAGACCUGGAACAAGGCCGGGAGCCUGUGCUGUCCCGUAUCAUCCCCACUGAUACUUCCUCUUUGGACCUAGAGCUUCACUGGCAGGACCUGCUUGCUAUUAUGGAGCCCGAGAACACAGAUGUUGACAUGAUGACAUCAUUCGACCACGCCCAGGAUUCAAGACCCUCUGAGACCGAGAGUGUUGAGUCUGAAGUUCUGAACCAAGUCUGUAACCUUGACAAUGAUAUAACAGAUCAGGAGAUCCAUCAAAGGGAGACUUCACUGCCGCAUGGUUUCUUGUGGCAUCUAAGCCAGCCAGAGCGAGAGCCAGCUCUCCUCCCCCUCACUCCCAGUGCAGAGUUGGAUGAUGACAGUUUAGCCAUCAAUACAAGGGAUAUUUUGAAAAACUCAAAUGUGAAUACCUUGCGCAGGCCUCCAAAUCACCUUGAUCUCUUGGGAGAGGAUACUUCAGAAGAUUUCUGCAUGGAAGAAAGUGCAGAUGAUAACUCGAGGGCCUUCAACAUGAACUUGCCAGCACAUGAUCUGGUGGAUAACGUGGACGACAGUCCAGUUUUACAGAAUGCUCUCAACUCUGAAGACCUCACUAGCUUUGAUAUCAACUUUAAUUUGCAUGACUUGACACCUUCCAGUUCUGCCCCAGCCCGGGAGGGGACUGUUAUGACCCAAGACCUUCUGAUAUCUCCUUCCAGUGUCUUUCUGGUAGACAAGGAGGAUGUCAGGGAUGAAGAUAGUCUCCCUAGCCAACUCAUUGACCUCCUAGACGAUGAUGCCAUCUUGGAUGAGAUGAGAUUGUUGAACCUGGUUCUGGAGGAGGGCUUUAGUCCAGAGAUGGCAGCCAAGCUGGAAGAGGAGGGCUACAUUGAGUGUGAAAGAGCCAAACAGGACUCUGACAUAACUGAUGACCACUCAGUCUCCACCAUGCCAUUCACAGAAGAUCAGAGUGAACCAAGAAUACAUCGGCAAGAUGGUGAUGGUGAAGCAGACUCUGACUCAGGUCUGUCCCUGGACUUCAGCUACAGCCCUGCUUCUCCAUGUGCUUCUGAGGCCUUGUAUUCUUCUUCUUCCUCCUCUUCUUCUUCGUCAACUUCCUCUUCAUCCUGUAUGUCAGACGUGGAAAGUCCCUUCUAUGAAGUCAAGGACGAAGACGUGGAGGAAGGUUUAUUUGGUUCAGAUAUGGAAGUGGAGGUGAGCAUAAAGCAGGAGGAGCUGGAAGAGGAGGAUAUGGGAGCAGUAGGAGGAGGGUACCCUGACGAUGUUAAGAAACUCUUCCCUGUCAACUAUGGCGAUCACAAGCUGUUAAAUGGUUUUCCUAUCGACCAUGAUCACACGUACAACCAGCCCUGGUCCCCCGCAUCCUCUCCAUCACCAAACACCAAACAUACCAAAUCCUCCCCAAAACAUCACAACCCCAGGCGUUAUCACUACUCGUCUUCCAGACACAUCUCGGAGACCAAAAUGUGGAGCAGAGAUGAAAGACGUUCACGAGCCUUGAAGAUCCCUUUCUCCAAUGAGCUGAUUGUUAAUAUGCCAGUAGAAGAGUUUAAUGACUUACUGACAAACUAUCAACUCAGCGAGGAGCAGCUCAACCUUGUCCGGGACAUACGACGCCGCGGUAAGAACAAGAUUGCUGCCCAAAACUGCAGGAAGAGGAAACUGGAUGUGGUACUGGGACUGGAGGACCAUGUUUCCGGUUUGAGGCGCCACCGUUUGCGGCUGCUCCGAGAGAAACAAGACGCCUUGAGGAAUCUGCAGGAAAUGAAACGCAGAAUGGGCAUCUUGUACCAGGAAGUCUUUUCCAGGCUAAGGGAUGAGGAAGGAAGGCCUCUUGAUUCAACGGAGUACUUUCUUAAUUUUGGGCCCAAUGGCAGUGUCAUGGUGGCUUCACACCAACAAGAAGCAUGGGUGCCACUGACGGUAGAAAAAAAAAGCAAGAAACAGAGGAGCAAGAAAAAGUGAGGAGGUGAACAAGCCAGGAAUAUCCUCACAGGAGGUUUGGACAUUGUUAAAUGUAAGGAGACAAAGGAGAUUCCUUUGUGUAAUGAUGAGGUGGAAUACAGGGAUUCUGUAUCAGGCGUCAAAGGAAGAUGCUGAAAGGAUGGAUGGCUUAAAGGAAAUCGAGGGACAAAGAAUGUUUUUUCCUGAUGAUGUUGAUGAACUUUACUCCAGGAUAUGCUGCGCUCCAUUCAUCACUAUAAAAAAAUUUCUACACUGGAAAAAAAAAUCCACCUUUUGAGAGAUUUUGCAACACAGAGAAAAAUCUAGGCCUCUAAGACUCAUUGGAAAUAAAGGGGCAAACAAUAGAUGACCUGGGACCAGCAUUUAAAAUAAAACAUUCUGUGCCUAGGCCAAGUCCAGCUUUCUCUCACGUCAGCGGCUUAUGAGAGUUUAAUACUAGCCAGAAGGCUGAUAGCAGGCGGGACCUUGGCUGUCAGCUCAUUCAGCCAAUGCCAAAGGGUUGCUGGCAUCACUUUACUGACUGGACAGUUGAUUAAAGUGGCAGCACUUGUUUGUAGAGUGUAAUUCUGGUCUCUUUUCAU
Scophthalmus maximus (turbot) is the source of this 4155-nucleotide messenger RNA. It is a transcript of the gene nfe2l1a, whose product is annotated as nfe2 like bZIP transcription factor 1a. The record is from RefSeq and is a predicted model, not a curated record. Gene Ontology annotation, molecular function: DNA-binding transcription factor activity, RNA polymerase II-specific; RNA polymerase II cis-regulatory region sequence-specific DNA binding. NCBI's taxonomy places the organism in Eukaryota, Metazoa, Chordata, Actinopteri, Pleuronectiformes, Scophthalmidae. Gene Ontology annotation, biological process: regulation of transcription by RNA polymerase II. Gene Ontology annotation, cellular component: nucleus. The transcript is spliced from 11 exons. The coding region runs from base 878 to 3574 and encodes 898 amino acids.